GCCCCCUCUCUGAAAGUUUCUCUCUCUAUCUCUACUGUCGCAUUCCUUUCGUGCGCGUCUCACCAACAAAAAAUGACCAGUUCAACUCCACUACUCGAUCAACACCACCUCCACCACCACCACCAUCAUACCAGAACCAGAAGACGAAGAAGAAGAAGAAGAAGCAGCAGCAGUUUCUCUCUCUACCUCUCUGCCUCUCUCUCUCUCUCUCCUCGAAUCUCUGCGCGUUGAUCCCUCGCCAUGUCUCGUCCGCCUCGACCGCUCCUCCUCCGCCUCUCUCUCCUCCUCGCGCUCUCCCUCCUCUCUCCCUCUCCCUCCCUCUCCCAGCCCCAGCCUCCGCCUCCGCCGCCCUCCGGGACCCUGAUCGACUGCGGCGCCGCCGCGCCGACCGCCGCCGCCAACGGCCUCCGGUGGCUGCCCGACGCGCCGUCCUUCGUCUCCGCCGGCUCCCCGAGGAACGUCUCCGUGCGCACCCUGGACCCCACCCUCGCCACCGUCCGGUCGUUCCCCAACCUCCCCGGCCGCAAGUUCUGCUACGUGGUCGGCGUCGCCCGGGGGUCCAGGUACGCGGUGAGGAGCACCUACUUCUACGGCGGGGUCAACGGCCGCCCCGACCCGCCGGUGUUCGACCAGAUGGUGGACGGGACGCUCUGGGCCGUGGUCAACACCACGGCAGAUUAUCGCCGGGGCAGCGCGUCUUAUUACGAAGGGGUGUUCCUGGCUCAGGGCAAGACCAUGAGCUUCUGCGUCGGGGCUAAUGCUCAUACGGAUUCGGACCCCUUCGUCUCGGCGCUGGAGUUCAUUCAGUUGGGCGAUUCGGUGUACAACUCGACGGAUUUCGGGAGUUCGGCGCUCAGCUUGGUCGCGAGGAACAGCUUCGGGUACGGCGGAGCUCCCAUUAGGUUUCCUGAUGAUCAAUUUGACCGUUUCUGGGAGCCAUUUGGAGAAGAAAAUUCUUCGAAAACAAGCAACAAUUUAACUGUUUCUGGAUUUUGGAAUCUUCCUCCACUGAAAGUAUUUGAAACAGCAUUGACUGUGCCCGCAUCACAGCCGCUGGAGUUGCAAUGGCCUCUGGGUCCUCUACCAAAUGCAUCGUACUAUAUUGCUCUAUAUUUUGCAAAUGGUCAUGAUUCAGUAGCUGGGGGCUCGAGAAUCCAGAAUAUAACAGUAAAUGGCGUUCCAUAUUACAGCAACUUGACUAUUACUUCGGAUGGUGUUGCCGUCUUUACUUCGAAGUGGCCUCUCAUUGGCCUUACAACGAUAAAUCUGGUUCCUACUAGCAAUUCAACUUUAGGUCCUUUGAUCAACGCUGGGGAAGCUUUUCAGGUGCUGCCUCUCGGAAGAACUACUCACCCAAGAGAUGUGAUUGCUUUGGAAAAUUUGAAACUCGGCUUGCACAAUUAUCCUACUGAUUGGAGCGGUGAUCCUUGUUUUCCUCAGCAGUACUCCUGGACUGGAGUAACGUGCUCUCAAGGCAGCCGGAUUCGUGUUGUUUCUUUAAAUCUGACUAGUGCGGGUCUCUCCGGAACACUGUCACCUUAUCUUGCUAAUAUGACUGCAUUAACUGGCAUCUGGCUUGGAAACAAUGGCUUAUAUGGACCUAUCCCUAAACUCAGUUCACUGAAGCACCUUGAAAUACUGCAUUUAAAUGACAAUCAGUUGGAUGGGCCAAUUCCCUCAUCACUUGGAGCCAUAAGUGGCUUGCAAGAACUUUUCUUGCAAAACAAUAACUUGACUGGUCAGGUUCCAAGCAGUCUCCUUAAUAAGCCUGGGUUGAAUCUCAAGGUUAAUGGCAAUCAUUUGUCGUCUGCACAACCCCCACAUUAAUGAGAAGUAGUAGCUGAAUACCCUAAAGUGGAAGCAAGAUGGUCAGUGUUAUUGGAUAAGUCAAUCACGUAAUUCAUCGGAUCCUUACUUGAAGUUUUGCCAGUUCAGCUAUGAGUCGCAGAAUGUAAAAGUUGCAUCAUUUGGGUAUAGAGCUGUAUGCACUCUUCUAGCGAUUGAAGUGCCACUCUCUUUGUAAACUGAACAUAGUUCGUUCAUACUUGGUGUAUUCUUUUAUUCACUUGGUCUGGUUGUGUAAGGCUCUCAUACUGUAUGUUGUGUACAGGCAACUCUUUUGAAAAUGAUAUAUUCUUUUGCUUUUCAUUCA
Messenger RNA from Eucalyptus grandis, 2152 nucleotides. Its product is annotated as probable LRR receptor-like serine/threonine-protein kinase At5g59680. The transcript is spliced from 8 exons. Gene Ontology annotation, molecular function: protein binding. The record is from RefSeq and is a predicted model, not a curated record. Bases 241 to 1827 code for a protein of 528 amino acids. NCBI's taxonomy places the organism in Eukaryota, Viridiplantae, Streptophyta, Magnoliopsida, Myrtales, Myrtaceae.